AUGACAACACCACAAUCUCAACAAAUGACCCUCCAUUUGGUCGGUUUAGGCGUCACCCAUUCCAUCGCCUACAGCAUGCACAACCACAUUGCAAAAUCUCUCGGUCUUCCCUGGACUUUCUAUUCCACAGAAUGCGCUUCCCUUGAAGAUCUGCUACAGCUUGCCAGAGCACCAACCACUGCCGGUUUGGUCGUGACUAUGCCAUACAAGAACUCCGUCAUGAAACAUCUCGAGGAGCUAGACGAAAUUGCAAGGAUGAUCGGAGCAUGCAACAAUGUGUACUACAAAGGAAAUGACAAAAGACGCAUCUGUGGCACCAACACAGACUGGCGGGGAGUCAAAGGUUGUCUGCUGGAGAAAGGAAAUGAAGCCGAAAGGCCAUCGACAACUUCCCCCGCCGCGGCGUUGAUCGUGGGAGCUGGCGGUGCAAGCCGAGCAGCCAUAUAUGCUUUGUCGACACAACUACAUUGUCCAACAAUCUAUAUCUUGAAUCGCGACGAUCAAGAAGUGAUAGAUCUCACUCGAGACACGCAGAAGUUGACACCUGCUCCGACAAUCAUCCACGUAAAAACGCUCGAGCAGGCUAAGGAACUUCCUAGCCCCUAUUACGUGGUUGGAACGGUUCCCGACUUUGAGCCAGUGACUAAGACAGAAGUGACGGUCGCUGCUGUUCUCGAGUCUUUCCUGUCGCGACCCGAAAAGGGUGUCCUGCUAGAUAUGUGCUUCAAGCCACGAAGAACAAGAAUGAUUAAACUAGGCGAAAGCCUGGCGUGGCCAUGUGUGGAGGGGACACAUAUCAUCGGAUAUCAAAUCGAGGAGCAGUGGCGGCUGUGGGCUGGAGAGGAGAAUAUCCAGAAGCUGGAUCACCGGGGCGCGUGGGAUGUGUUGAUGAAGGCGGCAGAAGAAAGCAAAGCGAUAAAUUUCUAG
This is a messenger RNA of Penicillium olsonii, 927 nucleotides long. The record is from the annotation of a GenBank genome assembly. NCBI's taxonomy places the organism in Eukaryota, Fungi, Ascomycota, Eurotiomycetes, Eurotiales, Aspergillaceae.